AAGGAACAAUUAACUGUCAAUCUUAUUCUUAUCAUCACAGCGCAUCAAAAUUUUAUUACUAAUAUUCUAUUUUACAGUUUGGAAAGCUUGUGUGUUUCCAGAUAGAUAGAGGCUAUGGAAACCUAAGAAAUUGUACGAAUCACUCUUCGACCAACUCAACUCCACCUUCGGCUGUGGCCAAUUGUUCAAGACCUUUCUCUCUCUUGAUGUCGCCCAACGUGGCGGUUUGCGCUUCCGCAACUUUCUCUCCGACGUUGACUUGGAGCUUCCUUCUUGCCCUUCGUAUCUAUGCGCGCUGCUUGAGGUAUUUGCAGAUGAGCUUUUAAGAAAUCAAUCUUUGAGAAGAUAUCUUAUGAAGGUUGAUUCAGUGUCUUCCACCAUUGAAAAACUUUUUGUGUGCCAUUUCAACCAAGGUGAUAUUGCCAGUGUCCUGGAGGUGAUAACUACCCAUUUCAUCAUGUCAGUUUCUAAUGAGAAAGCAUUUGAGGAUUUCACAAGUGGAUGUUUUUUUACAUUGUAACAAGGAUUUUAGAUUUCCUAAACUUAGCCUUGCGCCCUCCGUGAUGUUACUGCUUGACCCUGUUGUGUUUUCUGCACCAAAGAUGUUCCAGGCACACACAUUUUCAAUGGUUUCUGAAGCCAUUGGUUCUGGCUUAUCUGCAGAGAUUUUAGCUCCAGAUAUGAAUUGCGACCUAACAGCACUUCAAAAACUAUUAUCUUUGACUCUAUGCACGUGUCUAGUUUGCAAAUUGAAAUGUUCCUAUAAUUCAUACCUGCUUGAGAGAGAUCAGCUAACUUUUAAAGCUUAUAUACAGCAAGGCACAAGGAACAAAUUAAAUCAAGUCUUAUCAAAAUCAGAUAAUUCAUGGGACUCCUAUCAAUGCAAAAUGUCUUCCAAAACAAAAGCUGACCUUUUGGCUGACUACAUUGCAUUUAUGAAAGAUAGACAGUACAUAUUUGUUGAUUCAUGCAGGGACGCGACUACCUUAAUCUUAGAUUGUAUUAUCCAUCAAGCUUUCUCUCAGGAUGCCAUUGGAGAUGCAGUAUACCAUAUAAAGGAAAAUACUAGUGCCCAAGACAUACACCUUCUUGCAUCCAUAUUGAAGUUGAUGAGUGCUUCAUUGCUGCAGACAAUUAAGUAUCUAAGCAAUAGUGGUGAUUCAGAUUGUUUAAAAACCAUGAGAAGUGCCUCUGUGUGCGAGAAAUAUGAUUUCUUGAUCAGCAUCAUUGACCAUUUUCAACAAUUUAAGUUCUGUUUACCAAUUCAAACUUUAUUGUAUGAUGCGCUGAAAACUCAGCAAUCAAAUUACAAAGUCUCCAAAUCAAUGCUUGUGCACUUUAUAGGCUUCCUAUCUUUAAGUUUUAGCAAUGGAUUUGAUUUGAUUUGCUUGCUAAGGGGUGUAUACUCGUACUUAUGGCAAACGGUUUCCUUCACCUCCUAUAACUUAGAGGAUGCAACAGCGAAAACCUGCAAUGGGGAAAUGUUCCUUAAUUGCAUAUUAGAAGACCCCAAAAAGCUAUCUGAUUAUGAUGAUCUUGCAGAUUUCCUUGAGUGUAAGACGGGGAAAAAUUAUUCCAAGUGGUUGAAUGGCCGAGAAGUAUAUACAAACCGGAGGUAUCAGAAAAAAAUAGAUUUAAGGAAAAAGAAGAAGGAAACAUUCUGGAAUUCUUCCAAGUAUAAAAAAAUUGGCAAGUCUUUGAAGCGAUAGAACAUUUGUACGUUUAUGAAGCAUUGGAGGUGAUAGAUCUGACCCAUGAUCUUUAACCCGUCUACAUGUAAAUUGUUUAAUCUUAUCCAGUUGAUUUAUUUUAGAUACCCA
This is a messenger RNA of Glycine soja, 1820 nucleotides long. RefSeq lists its product as uncharacterized. The record is from RefSeq and is a predicted model, not a curated record. NCBI's taxonomy places the organism in Eukaryota, Viridiplantae, Streptophyta, Magnoliopsida, Fabales, Fabaceae. The transcript is spliced from 5 exons. The coding region runs from base 471 to 1709 and encodes 412 amino acids.